This is a messenger RNA of Mytilinidion resinicola, 2261 nucleotides long. RefSeq lists its product as uncharacterized. The record is from RefSeq and is a predicted model, not a curated record. The transcript has a single exon. The coding region runs from base 475 to 1917 and encodes 480 amino acids. NCBI's taxonomy places the organism in Eukaryota, Fungi, Ascomycota, Dothideomycetes, Mytilinidiales, Mytilinidiaceae.
GUUGGACCAUAUCUGUCUCAAUCUACGGCGUGCCUUCCCGCAGCCUACAGCUUCCUCCUCACCCUGCGCGGGGCUCUGCAAACGCCCCCACUCUCCUGGUGCGCCCUGUACUUCUUCUCCUCCGUGAAUGUCGUUUUAGGCCUACCUAUGUGACGGUCGUUUCUUAAGCCAUUCCGGCAAACCGCAUCCAUCGUUACCAGCCCAUCCUUCCCACCGCGGCUUCAUCUCUUAGCCCCGCCAUCACCUUCCAACUUCAUCUUCUCCACCACAACAAAUUCUCCUUCGUAUCCAUCCUGCCAAUCACCCCGUAAUGGGAGUCUCUCGCUUCUCCUCACCAGAUCUACCUUCCCCGUGCUCCGUCUAGCGCCUUCAUACCGUCUGAAGACCUCCAGCCUAUUGGCUCUGUUGACAAAACACCCGCUGCAUGUCCCGCAGCCCCACUACCUCUUCUCAGCCAAUACUCUACUCUUCACCAUGAACGUAGGUGACCACGUCGCCGAACACACUCAUAAGCUGCGUAAAGCACUCACUAAGGCUAUGCAGAAUCGCAGGCCUGCCUGGCGCCGCCAUGCCGCGAGGCCCAACUGUACCCAUAUCGACAUGGAUCGCAUCUUCGGAUACCACCAAUGCCAGUCCUGCGGAAAGUUCCCCUCCAUGGGUUGGCUCUACACAUGCCGCCAAGACGAACGAUUCGCGGAACCCCUCCCGUUCAUUGAUCACAUCCUCGAGAAUGAGUCCACCUUCAAAUCCUUAUUGCGCGCCGAGCUGGAAUAUCUCGGCCUAAGCAGAUCAGUCGUCCAGACCGCCGAGAAGGGUGGCUACACGGUUGAGGAGUUGAACAAAAUUAAAGACCAGAAGAUUCGCCUCAACCAGGUCGUCUCUCACGGAAAUGAGAGUCCUCGGAGCAAGGAAAUAGUGGGGCUUGGGAUAAACGCUGAAGCUCAUAAGAGAAAAGACUCGGGUAUGGAUCGACCGUCUUCUGAGAAUGAUCCUCCAACCACAAAUGACGGCGCUAGAGACUCUGCAGAGAACCAGCAGCCCCAGGACGAAAUCUCCCCGCUUCCGCAGUCCACCCCAUCCACCUCGACUAGCCUCAAUGAGCCAGACCAGGCUCUCAAGAGCAAGAUUUCAAAAUACCCACCAUGCCAAUUGAAGGUGUGCCAUGCUUGCCGACCAUACUACAAGGAUCGCAUCUAUAUUUCAUUCGGAGCUAUUUUCGCCAAUGAAGUUCCUGCAGUAACAGCUGACGAGGCUAUGGAUCUUCCUGUUGCCAAUGCCGAGAUUGUUCGCAACAUUGGUUUACGCCCUCGACAGCAUCGAUUGCUCACCGAUGACAGCGGCGAAUUUCUUGCCAGCUACGACAGUCAACACACCAUCACGACUACCCGUUCCGAGCGAGAGGAUCUCCGUAUUAUGAGGCAAGGCCCGCGAGACUUCUAUAAACUCGGCUCUAGUCCUUCAAACGAGCUGAGACGAGAGUUCCAGAAGAUCAGUCUGCGCAGCAGUCUGAAGCAAGCUUUCAAUGGCCUGUUUCGCCCAUGCAGGGACCCUUCCUCCGAUGGAUCAAACAUCACACUGCCUCUAGCGCGCACUGGUAGACACCGUGGUGGAUGGGCGGAUGAGACUGACGAUUUCGAUCUCGGGUCACUCAAGCGAGUUCGUAGUCACAGGCGGCUUGCCAUCGAGCAGGAAGGCUCCCUGACUACCAGCGGCGGAUUCACGUCAGACAUCAGUAUCAGCGAAGACCAUCUAGAUGCUUCUUCCUCUAGCUCUGAUGCCUGCUCCGAGUAUUCUAGUUUGUCUGAGGGCAGCGAGGUUGAGGUUGAAGGCGGUGUGGCGUUGCUGGAGGAGUCUGUGGAGAAACUUACACCGGAUAUAAUCACCGAGGAUGAAGAGCAAAUCAUGACUCAGGUAUAGGUUUCUGCAGUCCUUCACAAGCACUGUACCACUCCCAAAACUGUCUCUUCCACAGUAUCGCGACGGCGAGACGGAGCGAUAAUCACUCUCCAGGAUUUCCCUUGUUUUUCUCUCCUUCAUCUUCCUUCUCAGAGCACUAUCGCACCCGUGAUGGGACCUCUAUUUUGCAGUACUUGACCGAAUUGUAAUACCACGACCUGCAUAGCACCGGGGGCGGCGUCGAAACGGGGAUAAAUGGAUCCACGCAUUGGGGGGCUUCUUGAAUUUACAUUGACGGCGUCUUCAAAGGACGGGAAAGACGGUCUAAAGCGUGCGGCUUCAGGGCAGCAAUGGUAGUAAUCAAU